Fusarium redolens is the source of this 1436-nucleotide messenger RNA. RefSeq lists its product as uncharacterized. The transcript has 4 exons. NCBI's taxonomy places the organism in Eukaryota, Fungi, Ascomycota, Sordariomycetes, Hypocreales, Nectriaceae. The record is from RefSeq and is a predicted model, not a curated record. Bases 246 to 1115 code for a protein of 289 amino acids.
CGGGGCCAAAGGCAAAGCUCCGCACUCUGCCACCCUCCAUCAUUUGACGGGUAGGCAGAAUUGUGUGGCGAAGACACUGAGUUGAACUGGCGCACAUGAGUGGUUUUCGCCCCCCACGUUUCCUUUGGUACGUCAGCGUUGUUGCUGACCCGCCAUUAACCACAGGGUCCUCGAGGCAUCCCGUUCUACGGCCAACCCUCUCGUCAAUUUAAAGGGGAUCAUUUCCACAACAUGGACGACCCAUUAUGGAUAUGGCCAUCCUGGAAAUUCGACAUAAAGAAAGAGGAUUUAUUCACCAAGCUCCACGAUCAAUACAACACCUACUCGGCCCCCUUCAAGACGCUGAGGCUUUUUAUCAUGAUAUCUCCGAAAUCUCCUACGAAGCGCAGUCGACUGUCGAAUUUCAUCAUGUAGCCAGCAAUAGCAGACAACAGCGACUCUGUGAGUUGAAUAACUCUCUUGAAUCUGCAAUCCAGGUCUUCCGUACAAACUCUUUGGACUCCCUCGUUCGAUACUUCGCUUCUUACCUCCCCGCCGACCACAUUUGGCACCCAUUGUGUCAAGAUUCCGCCCUUGUCGCCACUGACGCUGUAUCCACCUCCCCUUUACCGAAAAAGCGGUGCAAACGCAUCAAAAUGAAUGAGGCCACUGACUCCGGGAGGCAGACCUUGCUGUCGCCGUCGAUGGUGCUUGGCCGCCUUCCGGCGAAAGAUCAAUCCUUGGAGCCGAAUGAACCCUUAGAUUCUGCGCGUCCUGCUGAACACAGCUCCUACGUCGGCCAUGGAAGUUUUGGUGAUGGCAUGUCGACGAUGUCAGAUUCCGAUGCAUUUACAAUGGUUGAAUGCAGGAUUAAGAACACACUCAAUGAGACAGUACGCCCCUACGGGGGAUCUUCUACCAAAUUAUCUCUCAAGCAGAUUGAUCUUGCAAGCAACCAUUCCGGCGGCCAGAGAGGGCGUUGUGUCGAUUGUCAAGUGAGCGCACACCCUAAAACCUUGACGUCUUUACCCGUAGAUCUAUCAUUCUCGGGACCUUUGCGGACUCCGGUCGCAUCAGAUGGCUCCGUUCUAGUUGCUGCUGGAGCUAUGGUGGGAUUGAAGCGCAAACGUUGUUAAGCGACAAAAACUCUCAAGCUCUUCAGUCUUCACAUAUUCGCAUUGUACCUUAGAAAAUCACAUAGUCUCGUUGCAUGAUUUUUAUUAUCCCUUUGACUGGCAUAGCCCUUCUGCGAAGUCGCACUUAGGGGCUCAAAUGAAUAAGUGCCUAUCAGUUUGCGAGUACAUCUAGAUUAUGUUAAAAAUCCGCAAUAGUCACCAAACCCAGUUAUCUAUAUACUUGAGCAAAAUGUAACAAAGUUACAGAACAGUAACUGACUUAAAGUGCCUUAUUGAACCAAAUCUCUUGUCGCUGAUUUGUACGUGGGGUCAAGUGGAGCU